CUCUAAUCCUCUAAUUCAUCUGUGGAUGGCGUAUCUAGAUACUACGUAGCAGCAAUAAUAGACAUCAGCGAAUAUAAAUUUAUCGUCCCGGUAAACCUAAUUUCGUGAAAAUAGAAGUUUACUACGUAAACUCCGUAUCCCAUCGUUUAAGUUUUGGAAGUUUCAGAGAUAAUGAGUUCUUAAUCAAGACAUUGAUUAUCGGGAGAAUAAUUAUAAUGUUUUUCGAUUCCUAAAACCUCGCACAUGCUGGUAAACUUGUGAUGGUGCGCAAAAUCACCUGUUGUUUUCCUAAAUGUAAAUAAAAUCGAUAUAAGUGAUUGACGUGUAGCUCGAGAGUCACAAUAAUGUCAGAAAACAACUGCUGGAAGUAAUUGAAAUAGGCUGGACCUAUUAAUUUAACAAUUGUUUAAGUAUGUUACAGGUUACCAUUUUAAUUUUAAUAAUCAAACAAUUGACAAUCGACGAUUUAAUGGUAUCAGACAAAGUUGAAAACAGUCGCGAAUAUUCAUAAUACCACAAGAACUCCAAAAUUAUCGGGCAUUUCACGAUGUGACUUUUCUCUCGCAACACAAGGCAAACACGAAGGCCCCUGAACACUCCCAAAAAUGGAGAAGAUAAUUCCCAUAAAUUGGUUGAACAAACUCCUCUUGGUCCUAAGCAUCGCCGCAGUAAUGGUCUGCCUGAUUCUCGAGCAUUGGUUCUCCUUCACGAAUUUCCCCAUCUACAUUCCCCUGACGUGGUCCCUCAUUCUCAUAACAGUUUCCACUUGGUUGAGUUGCAUUAUUUUAAAAUGCACCCUGAAAGCGACAGCUCCCUUGAACAUCGAGCCCCUCACAAAAUGGUUGAAAUCUCGCUUACAAUUCACCUCGACAAAUUCUUCUCCCUCUCCUUCUCAUAGCCACAACAUCUAUGAUUCGACAAUUUCAAAACUGGUCUCCGAGAUUGACGAGAAAUACAUAGCCACCUGGUACGACAGUAUAACACCUGAGAAAACCUUCAGAAACGAAUCUAAGCACCUCCUGAAACAACUCUUCAGAAAGAUCUCUGGAAAACUAUCGCAAGUCAGUGAGAUUCGAUUGACCCACAAGCUAACGGAUAUUCUGCUUCUUCAUCUGAAAGAAUAUCGACGAUCAUUGAGAAGAAUGGAGAAAGGGAGCAGUAAGGACCUGGAGGAAGCUUACAGAUGCUCACACCCCGGGUCCAGGUCGUUAGUAGCUCUGGAGCACACCCUUCACCGAAUGGUCACUCUAAUUGCGCGAGAAUUCCUCCAGUGGGAGCUCACCAGUUCCCUUCCCUGCAAACUCCUCCUCUCGGUCUUAGCCAAACGCCUCCUGAAGACGAUCAGUGAGCUGAGCAAUCCCCAGGUAUUUUUCACGCAUUCCCUGAAGCUCUUAAAAUCAUCAGAAUCAUCAAAAUCAUCGGAAAAGAGAAACGGAGUCAUUUCGAAGGCUCUCGUAGGAGGAAUUGCUUCAGUGACAGCCCCGGUGAUUCCCAGGCCCUUUGAAGAAGCUGCUCCGACGUUUGAAAUCACCGAACCCAAUGGGAGUGGUGAUUCUUCCUCUGAACGAUCGGAAUUAUCGUUGGAGGGAUUAUCAUCUCCAAAGGGUCUUUGGGCGGAAGAAGCUGAGGACCCAGACGAGGACGGGAUCUCUCCUAUUUACGAAGAGCCCACGGACUUCGCCACAACGAUCGCUAGAUUGAGAAAUCUCCUCCAGCAAAAGUCCUCGGCGACUACUCCUCAGCCCGAGGAGAAGUCUCACGUUUUUUACGAAGGAAAUCAGUUUAGCAAUUUAGCUAUUCCUUGGACGGAGUUCUGCACAGCCCCGGAUGGCUCUCAGCAGCUUUUAUAUUGCAUUCAGUUCGAUGAUAUUGAACAACAUGGAGAGGAUUUGUUUGAAACAACCACUGCAACGACUAGAAGGCAGUAUUCGGAUUUUGUGCAGCUGCAUACGACUCUCGAGGAGGUGCCGGAAUAUGCUGGGCUCAUUUCGGAGAUUAAAUUGCCAGAUGGGGGCAGAAUGGAGAUGGAGAACUAUUUGAGGGCGCUGUGUGGAAGACUUGGGGAGUCCGGACAAUUGAGACAUUUUCUCAGGCCCAGCAGUGGAGGCGGUAAGAAGGCUGAUGCCGUGGCACCGAGACUGGACAGGUUUCUUGCUAAAACUGUCACGGGAGUGUUCAACACCUUGAGGACAGUUGUUCCAGGGUUUGAAAUGGAGGAGGAAGAGGUGUCAUUACCCACCCUGAUGCCGUUGGCCGACAUCCCCUGGAGGUUCGUCGAGGACAUAAAAACGAAAAAUCUCUCCGAGGAAUUGCAACAACUCGUUGGUGAGCGGAUCGACUACUGUACUGUUGACACAGCUUACGAAGCUGUUGACAGUGUCGAAGGAAGUGGUGACUCUGAACUCUUGGCCCACUGGUGGGAGACUGCCAAUUGUCCUUACGAUGAGGAACUCGAUGAAAUCGACUCGAAGCUCAUAAUGACGUGCUCCCUUCUCGACAUUCUAUGCGAAAUCCUUGCAGGGAUCAAAAGCUCCAGCACCAUCCGACAAGAGGCGGUAAUUAGGUGGAUAAAACUGUUCUUCGGGAGCUGCAUUGAGGGCGUCAUCCAGGACUGGUUAGGCGGCAUCUCUGACAUUUUGAAAUUCGAAAUCGAUGACGGCCAGGGAGAGGAAGCUGUUGACAAUCUCGAGGAGAAACUUGUCAAUGAGGUCGUAGAGAAGGCUUGCGGUGAUCUUAAAAUUGUCUUCGGAGAGGGGGAAUUCAAGACGAUGGUGGAGUUCUUCGUGAAAUCCUUUUCAUGCAAAAAAAUAAAUUGUGAUGUUGCCCUUCAGGUGCUGGAUGUAGCAGCUUCUGAACUACUCGCUGUUUGCCGGGAAAAAGUGACGGAGGGGUGAACUGGGAAGUACCUGACUUUGUUUAGAAAUUGUUCUUAGCAUGUUGACCGAUGACAAUGGCCGAGGGCUAGAACGUCAGACUGGUGUGACGGUGAACGUGGGCCCGAUGUCGCCCGCGGUUGCGCCAAUUUUUCUGAUUUCGUUUCUACUUUCUCGGCUUCAUUGUUGAACGGGAGUGUCGUACAAGAGACAAAUGUACCUGACCAAAGGUUCUGCCAUGAGGGUAAGGUUUUUACUUGGUCGAUAACGAAUGCGGUGCAAGGAGACGGGGGGGGGGGGGGUGAUAUGGGAACAAAUUGUAGAAAGACAGGGGAUACGAAUGAAGAGGAAUUGAAUUUCAUUUUUAUUAAGACUAGAACAAUAACGCUGUUGCGCUGCAAGUCGAUUUUGUUAUGAAAUCAAAUUAUCAGAGAAAAACGGAAAUAUGUUAUUAUCCAUAUUUGUUAUUAAAUAUUAACAUAUUGAAUGAAUUGCUGAACAAAUAGGAAUGAAUUAAAAAUUAAUAUUUUAUGGGGUAAGAAAUUCCGAUUCCGCAUUCAAGGUGGACACCUAAUCAUUAUAUAAUGUUGAUGAUUAUUAUACGACGGAUCAUGAUGUUUUUAUUAUAUGAAUUAGAUUUUACGGUUUUGAUUAACUUAGAAGAACCUUUUAAUUGAUUGUAAGGAUUCAAUUCUAAUUUAUAUGAAGACAUUUGUUUUUUUUCUGUAUUAAAGUAGGAUUUUUCCCAGGAUCAUUUAUUUUUUCCUUUUAAUUACAAAGGAAUGAAAAUCUUUAUCUGAAUUUACUCUCUAGCUGAAUUAGAGUUAAAUUCUAAUAAGUAAUUGAAAGCUACUCCUAAUUUAAUCAAAAUAGUGGAGACAGAUUCAUACAAGGAAAACAACAGCUCUGAUUUCAAAAAGAUGAGUCCUUUAUAGAAAUCAGGAUUAAAUUCUUAUAAUGAAUUUGACAGGAUGAGAAGGUGCCAUGAUACACAAUCCUUGCAAAUAGCCUCUUAAUUAUUCAACCAGAAAUAUUUAACUGCUCUUAUAUUUAGUAUCUUUAUGUACGUCAAUGAAAUAUGUUGAUGUGAAUUUAAAGUUUUCAUUUGAUAUAAGAUCACCGGGUGAGUCAAGUUUAACAUCAAAAUCAGUCGCCAUUAUAAAUUACGAUGACAUAACAAGGAUAAUAACAUAAUGCCGUUUUUCUAUGAUAUUUUUAUUCCAUAACAAGAUUGAUUUUGAACUCUGUAGAGUUAAUUAUUUUUGCUCUUUCAAUAAUACAAAUGGCAUAGAUGUUCUGUGUUAAAGUCAGAGGAAUGAACAAAAAACAUGAAAGAUUUAUAGAAAAAAUGACUGAAUAUGCUGUAUCAUCGAGAAUUUUUGUCUUUUUAUUCACAUUCCACGUUUUUCAAUUUAAAAAAAAAAAAUAAAUAAUGAAAAUUUGAUGUUUUUGUGAAUUUGGCAGUGAUAACCAGGAAAGUUGCCCCACUCUUGAUUAGGCAAUUUACAUACUACCUAAAAACAUAAACUUUUGAGGAAAAAUUAGACUACGCUUCAUACAACUUUUUUGAUGAUACGGGUUGUUAUUGAAUGUCAUGAAAAAUAUUUGGGAUGGAUGUAGAAAUAGAAAAUAAUCGUUAUCUCUGCGAUCGCGUUAUGCGAUCAAAAAAUGACGAUCAUUUGACGCACAAAUUCGCUAACUACGCUUGAUUAUCGUAAAUAUUUUUUUUUUAUUAAAUCGUAAAUAAUUUGUUAGCCAAUUCUUGUUGAAUCUUUGAUAUAGCUGCCUGAUGGCAGUCUUUCAUAAUUUUAAUUUAUGACGCAAUACGUAAUUAAAAUAGCUUUACUCAGAUAGAUAAAAACUGACCGCAAGUUAAAAUUCAGAAUCCACAUGGGGCUAAUGGAAAAUUGAAUCUAAUGAAGAUUGCGGAAGAAUCAAUUGAAUUCGCAUUUACAUGGAAACAACUGAUCAAUCAAUUGAUCUUUCUUGACAAAUUGCAACGAUCCGAAGAAAGUGGAGGAUUGUGGCAGUUGAAAAAACUGUAUUGUUGUUGUUAGGGAAUUAAAAAGGAGAGGAAAAUUGAAAAGUUCAUCAAUUUUCCAUCCACUUCAAAGUUAUUUUAUCGUAUAUUUAAAUACUAGUCCGCGAGGAACUUUCCACUGCGAAUAUGAAGCACAAAAGUUCCUCGCAACUAUUGUGCAAUCUAACAGUAUUUUUUAUUAUUAUUUAGUCCGUGAGUGGUGAUUCACGGAUGGCGCCCAGGAGAGAAAACAGUAUACUUCUAUAUAAAGGCAGAGAGCUAUUUAACAGCCGUAUUAAAUUUAGGUAACAAAUUAAUAUUCAAACAAGCGGCGACCGACGCUAUCUGACCGAAGUGAUGUGUAGUCAUUUUUUCUUUCAUUUCUACCAAUUAUUUUCAUAGUAUUCUUCGGAAUGGAUUUGUACUAAUUUGAUUUCAAAACUGACAAAUUGGAUAUUGACGAUGAGAUUGAAAAAUUAAAAACAUUUAUUGUCCAAUCUGUCGAAUGGUAAAACUUCGAUUCUAUUUUUAAAGUUUUUCAAAACGAUUUCAACAUAUGACUUCACUCUUUAUCUCUACAACAGGCACCGAUGUUCUACAGGGUCUCCAAAAGGAGAUAGGUAAUAUUUUGAUGAAAUGAAUUUAUACAAAAAAUUAAACAAGAAGACGAUAUGGAAAAAAAUUGAUUUAAAAAAUUAUAUCUAAAUGCACUAUCUUGGCUUAGACAUGCAAUAAAAUUAUAUUCCCGUGAAAAUAGUUCUCAAUGAAAUUAAGAGAAGGAUUCUCUUGUAUCAUAGUCGAAUAUUUUAGAGAAUUCGUCUCGCUGAACUAUUGCAUUCACAUUUAAAUCCAAUGGACGCCGGAUUACUAUUAUGCAAGAGAACAAAUCUGAAAAAUUGAAAGAAGAGAUUUGAUAAAUUCUCAUGACGCAAUCGAUCUUAAGACCAUCGAGACGAACAUUUUGAAAAACUAAAAUUGAUUGAGUGGCUUUCAAGGUAUUGCAUAGAUUCUAUUUCCAGGAAAAGUUAAAUGAAUAUUCGAAACUACUGGCGAAAUUGGGAAUAUUUGAAUCACGAACGGUUGUUGUUAUAAGAGACGAGUUCUCUUAAAAUUUCAACUUCAUAUUUCCAUUCCAGCGAACACGAGAGAGCGCACAAUUAUUUCGCACGAACAGAAAAUUGCAAACAUCUCGUAAACUUUGUGAGGACACGUUAUAUAGCUUUUGAUCGAUCUAUAUAGAGGGAAUCGACACAAAUAAACAAAAAAACUAAAAACAAAUCGAACGAGAAAUCGCUUUUUCGACCGAUCAAGCUGUUCACGUGCACAGAGUUGGUCCUCAUUAAUAUCUACAAUCGGUGCAAAUUUCAGAUUUUUUUUAAUCUUUUGGGUCAACUUAUUGUGUAAUUACGCACACUAUGUGAGAAUGAAAAAAUUUUAUCUUUUGUUAUCCAAUCAAAGGUCAAGAAUAAUAAUAUUUUCCUUUCGUUUCACAUCCUCUCCCACGUAUCUACACACAAAACACCUUAAGAGCCUCAUUUGAUUUCGAGUAGUUCAUUGUAAAUUCUUGCAAUAGAAUGAAUGAUUUUAGGUUUAAUACAGAAUGAAUGAUUAAUAGAAUUUCACUUGUUUUAUGAAUUAUAUUUAUUUCUUGAAGUUAAUGUUAUUCCCUGUUUCCGGUAGAAUUGUUUUCCUCAGAGAUUUAUAUUUUUUAAUAACUUGAAAUUUACAUUAUAUUACGAAUAAUGAAUAUUACGAAUGUAUUAAUAAACCAUAUCGACAAAAACAAAUUUUCUUCGAAUAAUUUUUAAUGUGAUGAAAUGUAAAGGAAAUACUAAAUAUAGCAUUUUGUGAAAGUA
This is a messenger RNA of Diachasmimorpha longicaudata, 6749 nucleotides long. RefSeq lists its product as uncharacterized. The record is from RefSeq and is a predicted model, not a curated record. The transcript has 5 exons. The coding region runs from base 606 to 2894 and encodes 762 amino acids. Lineage: Eukaryota; Metazoa; Arthropoda; Insecta; Hymenoptera; Braconidae. Gene Ontology annotation, molecular function: phosphatidylinositol binding.